This is a messenger RNA of Saprolegnia diclina VS20, 1642 nucleotides long. RefSeq lists its product as hypothetical. Lineage: Eukaryota; Oomycota; Saprolegniomycetes; Saprolegniales; Saprolegniaceae. The transcript is spliced from 4 exons. The record is from RefSeq and is a predicted model, not a curated record. Bases 28 to 1203 code for a protein of 391 amino acids.
CAACACUAGUGACUGGUCUUGUUGGCCAUGCCCCGCGCCAAGGCCGGUCGCCACAACACGCUCGCCAAGGAAGCCUCGUGCAGUGAGGUACAGCAGGCGAGCCCGACCAAGCCAAGCGCUUUGCGGCGGCCGCGUGGCGAGCUCGCGCACGAAAUGCAGGCCAUGAGCCUUGCGUCCGAGGCCAAAGUCCGGAGGCGGCAAUGCCACUUGGUGGUGCUCGCCACCGAAGCCAAGGCCGGCGUGGUCAAGAUCGCGUAUGCCGACGCUAGUUCGUACCGCGGCCAAGUGCUUCCUGGCUCUAGCCCGCCACAGCGUCACGGCAAAGGCACGUUUGAAGCGCACGACGGCGAUGUGCUCGAGGGCACCUGGAAGGACGACCGGAUGCACGGCUUUGGCACGCGUAUCUUCUCGCGCACGGGUGACCGCCACGAGGGUAUGUACUACAAGGACAAGCGCCAUGGCCGAGGCACGUACCUCUGGAGCAACGGCGACAAAUUUGUCGGUGAGUUCUACAACGGACGGAUGCACGGGCCGGGCAUCUUGAUCGCAGCCAACGGCGACACGUUCGAAGGCGAGUGGACCAAAGGCGCAGUCGCCUCCGGCGUGCUCACAUCGGCCAGCGGCGACGUCCUCGCGGGUCACGACCAUGUUUCCUCUGUUUGGCACGACGGGCGCUUCACGGGCGUCGGUCGCAAGCUCUUUCGGAACGGCGACUCGUAUAUUGGGUCGUUUGUCGGAAGCGUCCUCGCCGGCCUCGGCACCUACCAUUGGGCGAACGGAGAUGUGUACCAAGGCGAGAUGGCAGCGAGCAAGAUGCAUGGGCGCGGCGAGGUCAAGUACGCGGAAGGGCGCUACGACGGCGCGUUUGCCCGCGGCGUGUACCACGGGUACGGUCGACGCACGUAUGCGUCCGGCGCCGUUUACGAGGGCCACUUUGAGCACGGCGCCCGGCACGGGUUUGGCAAGUACCAAUGGAUCGACGGCGAAGUGUACCAAGGCGAAUGGACCCACGACCGGCCGCAUGGUAUCGGCGUCUGGUCCAGCGACGACCGCCUCUUCCACGGUAGCUGGCGCCGCGGCGUGCCACACGGACCGGGCGCCUACGUCGACCAAGUGACAAAAGAAGCGACGUACGCCGAGUUUUCGCUCGGCACGAGUGCAGACGGCCGCCUCGUGUUACCCGAGCUUCUCCUCGACGCGUAAUUGGUAUCUGAAAGCGUGUUUGUCCGCGGUUCGUCGUUCGAGUCGCGCAUAGAGUUGUUGUUUUUUAUUCAAAAACGUGUGCUAGUACGGAUCGUCGACCCACUUUAACAAACCAUUGGUCGAGCUAGCUGGCCAAGCAAUGUCCGAGACCUCUGUCUGGUGGCUCAAUCACCACAACUUUAUUUGUCCAGGCCGCGCCUUGCGCCAUCGACAUCUUUUCACAUCCGAAUCCAAACUAUGGCGUUGGCCGACCUCCGCGGCAUGGCGAAUCGUCCGAUUCAGUCUCGGGGUUGAGCCGCAUGACAUUGCAACAGGCUUGACACCGCUCAUCUUUGAAUCACUAUUGUCAAGCGUCCCCGGAAGACUCGGCUUGUGUCCCAAACACAAACACAGUACAGUAUAGCGUAACUAGAUAGAUCGAUGUAUUCAUUUGAUGCGG